UUCCACCAAGCACCAAAGCAGUUAUUUUAACAAAAUAAAACUACAACUCCCACAAGCAACCGGCAGGCGAGCCUCCGUUAAUCUUACCAUCCCGUGUUUUUUGAGCCCCAGUGAUCAGAGCUGAAAGUGGGAUAGAAGCCGUGAGUCAGUAAAUACAAUCCAGCGCGGACUGUGUGUGUGGUUGUCAGGUUCACAAGCACUGCAUUUAACAGCAAUGAAAAUGGAUCUGAACGCAGUCAUUGAAACUGUCGAAGCGGGGUACCAGGAUGCUGCUAUGAUGGCACUGCAAGCGUUCAAUAAAGAGAAAUGCCAGUGUUUCACUUUCGAUGGUGAUGGAAGAGUAGAAAGGCAGGAAGAUACAUUAAAACAGCCUGCGCCCUUCCUAGAGGGAAUUCCAGAACAGCGGUUGGGGAAGCUGGUGAUCCGGUUCCUAGAGAGGGACCUGCAGCCGUCCUGCCAGCUAGCCUGCCUGGAAACCAUCCGGAUUCUGUCCCGGGACAAGAACUGCCUGGAGCCGUUCGCCACCCCGCAGGCCAUUCAGACCCUGGGCCGGCACGCGGGCAUCAAGCAUAGCGAGGGCGUCACCUCUGAGAUCCCGGACCUGGAGGUGAUCGUGGAGGCCCUCAAGUGCCUGUGCAACAUCGUCUUUAACAGCCCGAGCGCGCAGGAGGUGGGGGCCGAGCUGCGGCUCAUCGUGGGCCUCACCGAGCGGCUCAAGCUCUAUAACGACCGGCACUGGAGCCACGAGGUGCGCUUCUUCGACCUGCGGCUGACCUUCCUGUUCACGGCGCUGAGGGUGGACGUGCGCGGGCAGCUGGCUCACGAGCUGCGGGGGAUCAGUCUGCUGUCCGACGCCCUGGAGAGCACCCUGGGCCUGCGCUGGCUCGACACCUUCGAGGUGGCACGAGCGGACAAAGGAGACGACGUCCUGCCCCUGCCACGCCAGGAGACCGAGCGCACCAUGGAGAUCCUCAAGAUCCUCUUCAACAUCACGUUCGACACCAGCCGCCGCGACGUGGACGAGGAAGAAGCCGCUCUUUACAGGCAUCUCUGUGCCAUCCUGCGCUUCUGCCUAAUGAGUAAAGCAGAUGGAGAAGAGAGGACAGAGGAGUUCCACAGUCACACGGUGAACUUGCUGGGGAACCUGCCCCUGAUGUGUCUGGACGUGCUGCUCACUCCGAAGGUCCAGCAGGGCUCUAUCGAGUACAUGGGGGUGAAUAUGGACGCGGUCAGCAUGCUGCUAGACUUCAUGGACCGGAGACUCAACCGGGAGCACAAGCUGAAAGAGACCCUGACUCCCUCCCUGAACCUGCUGACUGAGAGCGCCCGGGUCCACAGGGAGACCAGGAAGUUCCUGCGGAUGAAGAUUCUUCCGCCUCUGCGGGACGUGAAGAAUCGCCCUGAAGUGGGGAACUCCCUGCGGAACAAGUUAGUGCGCCUCAUGACUCACAUCGACACAGACGUCAAGCACUGCGCUGCCGAGCUGCUCUUUGUCCUCUGCAAGGAGAGCGUUUCCAGGUUUGUGAAGUAUACCGGCUACGGAAAUGCAGCAGGCCUGCUGGCGGCGAGGGGCCUCAUGUGCGGCGGGAGAGGGAAGGGCAGGUACUCGGAGGACGAGGACACAGACACAGAGGAGUACAGAGAAGCCAAACCAAACAUUAACCCUAUAACGGGGCGUGUGGAGGAGAAGCUGCCUAAUCCAAUGGAGGGGAUGACAGAAGAACAGAAGGAGAACGAAGCAAUGAAGUUAGUGAAUAUGUUCGACAAAAUGUCCAGGGAUCAGGUGAUUCAGCCCAUGGCAGUCGGCCCUGAUGGGAAACUAGCGAAUUUGGAAUCAGCCGUGCAAAGACUUUCAGAACAGAGGUCGUCUUCUGGCUCUGACUCGGAUGACGACUAAAGAACUGCAAGAGUGUUUAGUUUGUUUCUGUUUAGUAAGAGUGCUGUGUACAGUUGAUAGAGGUUGCACGAAGACUCUUUUGUCCAUUAGUUUACUUGCUGUUUUGUCUGGUUCAAUCUCUGUACAACUGUACAGUGUGGAAACCACUCCUGCAAGAGAAAAAAAAAACAAUGAAAUCAUCUUGAUUAGUGGUAAAAUUCAGUGUUCCCAUCAACCUCUACUCCAUAGGGCACAUACUUGUUUUCCAGAGUCUGCUGGGUGAAUCAAUUGCUAGAGAGGUGGUGCGUUGCAUUUUUUUAAGGCAACAUUUCUUCCUCUACACCUCAAGGCUUUAAUAACGGUAAAUCCAACUCUUUUUGGUAGUUAAUCACCCUGACCAUCUUGUAAAAUAAGUCAGUUCCCAACUCAUCCUCCCAGCAAGGGCUUCAGCUGUAAGGGAGUUGCUAGCUGCGACAGUGUCCACAGUUUUGACUGGUUGAGCUGUGUGAAUUUUUUUUAUUUAUUUUUUUUCAGUGGAAUUUUGUCUGUGUUGCACAUUUGUAGUGGUUUAUCUGAAUGUUGCCAAGUACAGAACUGUAGUACAGUGCGCUCAAUGAACCUUGCAAGACUGGUGGAGAGACUGACCAACCUAAAGUGUGAACUCCCAGGUUGCUAGAAUCAGGCAGUAGUCUCAUUUCUGCAGUGUUGGCAACCAACUUCCAUGCAUUGUUUUUGUCAUAAGGGCUGUGGCAUUAUUCAUAUGGAAAAACUAUAUAUAUAUAUAUAUAUAUAUAUAUA
Acipenser ruthenus (sterlet) is the source of this 2674-nucleotide messenger RNA. RefSeq names its product synembryn-A-like. Gene Ontology annotation, cellular component: plasma membrane; cytoplasm. NCBI's taxonomy places the organism in Eukaryota, Metazoa, Chordata, Actinopteri, Acipenseriformes, Acipenseridae. The transcript has 12 exons. Gene Ontology annotation, molecular function: guanyl-nucleotide exchange factor activity; G-protein alpha-subunit binding. The record is from RefSeq and is a predicted model, not a curated record. Gene Ontology annotation, biological process: G protein-coupled receptor signaling pathway. Bases 215 to 1897 code for a protein of 560 amino acids.